CCGAACAGGAGGGGGCCGUGUCGCGUCUUCUUAGUCCAGGAACUGCUACACUUAAGAGUUCAGGUUUCUUCUUCGUCCUUCGGUUAUUCCUCCUCGGGUCCCCGGGUGAGGGGCACCGACACCCUGGCCACCCGCCGCGUUAGAAGCCCGGUCUCCGGCUCGGGGCUCUUGCUCUGGACCCCACCCCCUGGGACGUGGGGCGAGGGGACUGUAGUGUCCCCCGCCUUUGACGCUCAGGAGCCGUGUUGGCUACUUGAAUGGCCUGACUCCGGCGCCCGCCCCGCCAGCUGGGGACCCCUGGACUCAGAGAUAAAGCAGAAGAUUCACCGUCGCUUCCAUGGCUGCCUCACAAACUUCACAGACUGUUGCAUCUCACGUUCCUUUUGCAGAUUUAUGUUCAACUUUAGAACGAAUACAGAAAAGUAAAGGACGUGCAGAAAAAAUCAGACACUUCAAAGAAUUUUUAGAUUCUUGGAGAAGGUUUCAUGAUGCCCUUCAUAAGAACCAAAAAGAUGUCACAGAUUCUUUUUAUCCAGCCAUGAGACUUAUUCUUCCUCAUCUGGAAAGAGAGAGAAUGGCCUAUGGCAUCAAAGAAACUAUGCUUGCUAAGCUUUAUAUUGAAUUGCUUAACUUACCUCGAGAAGGAAAAGAUGCCCUCAAACUUCUAAACUACAGAACACCUACUGGAACUCGUGGAGAUGCUGGAGACUUUGCGCUGAUUGCAUACUUUGUGUUGAAACCCAGAUGUUUACAGAAGGGAAGUUUAACCAUACAGCAAGUAAAUGACAUUUUAGACUCCAUUGCCAACAAUAAUUCUGCCCAAAGGAAGGACCUAGUAAAGAAGAGUCUUCUUCAGCUUAUAACUCAGAGUUCAGCACUUGAACAAAAGUGGCUGAUACGGAUGAUUGUAAAGGACUUGAAGCUUGGUUUUAGUCAGCAAACUGUAUUUUCUGUUUUUCAUAAUGAUGCUGCUGAGUUGCAUAAUGUCACCACAGAUCUGGAAAAGGUCUGUAGGCAACUGCAUGAUCCUUCAGUUGGACUCAGUGACAUUUCUAUCACUUUAUUCUCUGCCUUUAAACCCAUGCUGGCCACUAUAGCAGAUAUCGAGCGAAUUGAGAAGGACAUGAAACACCAGAGUUUCUACAUUGAAACUAAGCUAGACGGUGAGCGUAUGCAGAUGCACAAGGACGGGGACGUGUAUCGGUACUUCUCCCGCAAUGGGUACAACUAUGAGGAUCAGUUUGGCUCUUCCCCACAGGCAGGUUCCCUUACACCGUUCAUCCAUAGUGCAUUCAAAACAGAUGUGCAAAACUGCAUCCUCGAUGGGGAGAUGAUGGCCUACAACCCUAAUACACAGACUUUUAUGCAAAAGGGGAAUAAGUUUGAUAUUAAAAGAAUGGUAGAAGAUUCUGAUCUGCACACUUGUUACUGUGUUUUUGAUGUAUUGAUGGUUAAUGAUAAAAAGCUAGGACAGGAGACACUGAGAAAGAGAUAUGAAAUUCUUAAUAGUGUUUUUACACCAAUACCAGGUAGAAUAGAAAUAGUGCAAAAAACACAAGCUCAUACUAAGAAAGAAGUAAUUGAUGCCCUGAAUGAAGCAAUAGAUAAAAGAGAAGAGGGGAUCAUGAUAAAACAUCCUCUGUCCAUUUACAAGCCAGAUAAAAGAGGUGAAGGUUGGUUAAAAAUUAAACCAGAGUAUGUAAAUGGGCUGAUGGAUGAACUGGACAUCUUAAUCGUGGGGGGCUACUGGGGGAAAGGUUCCCGGGGUGGAAUGAUGUCUCAUUUUUUGUGUGCGGUGUCAGAGAAACCCCCUUCUGGUGAAAAACCGUCAGUGUUUCAUACUAUCUGUCGCGUUGGCUCAGGUUACACCAUGAAAGAACUGUAUGACCUGGGUUUGAAGUUGGCCAAACACUGGAAGCCUUUUCAUAAGAAAUCUCCACCAAGUUGCAUUUUAUGUGGAACAGAGAAGCCAGAGGUCUACAUCGAACCUUGGAAUUCGGUCAUCGUUCAGGUUAAGGCCGCAGAGAUCGUCCCCAGUGGUAUGUAUAAAACUGGCUGCACGUUGCGUUUUCCACGAAUUGAGAAGAUAAGAGAAAACAAAGAAUGGCAUGAAUGUACAUCUCUGGAGGACUUAGAACAACUUCGAGGGAAAGCCUCCGGAAAGCUUGCAUCUAAACACCUUUUUGUGGGUGAUGAUGAUGAACCCCGAGAAAAAAAGCGGAAAGCUGCCCCAAAGAUGAAGAAAGUUAUUGGAAUUAUUGAGCACCUAAAAGCGCCCAACCUUUCUAACAUAAACAAAGUUUCUACUAUAUUUGAAGAUGUGGAGUUUUGUGUCAUGAGUGGAACGAACAGCCAUCCGAAGCCUGAUCUGGAGAAUAGAAUCGCAGAAUUCGGUGGUUACAUAGUCCAAAAUCCAGGCCCAGACACGUACUGUGUGAUUGCAGGGUCUGAGAACAUUCGCGUGAAAAACAUCAUCUCUUCUGAUAAACACGAUGUUGUCAAGCCAGAGUGGCUGUUAGAGUGCCUAGAGACCAAAAGCUGUGUGCCGUGGCAGCCUCGCUUCAUGAUCCACAUGUGCCCGUCAACAAGACAGCACUUUGCUCGGGAAUACGACCGCUACGGGGAUAGUUACUUUGUCGAUACAGAUUUGAACCAACUGAAGGAAGUGUUCUCAGGAAUUAAAAAUGCAAGUGAACAGACUCCCAGGGAAAUGGGUCCUGUGAUUGCCGAUUUGGAACACCGGUACUCCUGGGACAACACUCCUCUUAGCAUGUUUCGGCACCACACCGUUUAUUUGGACUUGUAUGCUGUUAUUAAUGACUUAAGUACUAAAAUCGAGGGGGCGAGAUUAGCUAUCACAGCCCUGGAGCUUCAAUUUCAUGGAGCAAAAGUAGUUUCAUGCUUAGCUGAGGGAGUGUCUCAUGUCAUCAUUGGGGAGGAUCAGAGUCAUGUUGCAGACUUUAAAGCUUUUCGAAGAACUCUUAAGAGAAAGUUUAAAAUUCUACAAGAACGUUGGGUAACUGAAUCAAUAGACAGGAGUGAACUACAGGAGGAAAAUCAAUAUUUGGUUUGAAGCUACCUUUCCUAGUGAGGGAAGCCUCUGAUCUGGCUGACUCAUUAAACUACAUUUUAUUUUAAUCUCUUAAAAUCUAUGCUUAAACAGUACUAUUAGAUAUAGAAACACAGUAAUCAUAACUUUUGAUAUAGAAAAGACACCCAAAUGGCCCAAGGUCAAGAAAGAAAAUUUUUUAACAGUGUAGUAGUUGAUUAUUUUUAUAACCAAGAUGAUAUAAAAUGUUUAACAUUACGGUCUCCUUAUAGAAAUCUAGAAUUUUGACUCAUAUUAAUAAAAUAGAUUUAGAAGCUUUUGGAGUCAUUAAAAACAGUGACCUAAACAGGAUUUUCUGAAGUCAAAUAAAAAUUUUAAUAAUAGUUUUUGUCUAAUAAAAACAUUGCAAGAAAAAAAUCAGAAUUGUUACAAUUGGACUUGUAAAUAUAUGUCUUUUUAAGUUGAAGGCUAAAAGUCCUCUUUUAAAUGUGAAAUGUGAACAAACUUAUUUUUUAAGGUUAAGUCAAGCUCAUGAAUACAUACCUUGUUAAUGAUGUCAUUAGCUAAAUCGGGAAGUUGAAUGAGAUUUAACGGUCUAA
Messenger RNA from Kogia breviceps (pygmy sperm whale), 3648 nucleotides. The record is from RefSeq and is a predicted model, not a curated record. NCBI's taxonomy places the organism in Eukaryota, Metazoa, Chordata, Mammalia, Artiodactyla, Physeteridae.